CAAACAUCAAAUUCAAGACAUCAGUUUUGAGAUAAAAGCUUUUUGUUUCCACAUUUUAAUAAAUUGUCAUUAAAUAAAAUACCUUACACUUACCUUUUUCCGAUCAUACUUCUUAAUUUAAUCAUCAAACGUGAAAAUUUAAUUUAUCACAAAUAAUUCGCACAUAACCUCUUACUGAGUUAUCUUGAACUAAUUAAUAUUCAUACUCAAAUCUACGUGGUUAUAUGGUAUCUGUUGAGGAAUUGAAGAAUUAUUGAGUCGUAGGCGAUGAGGCAAAUCUCGUGCCUCCGGUUAGUCAGUACACUUCUGACCAGCACAAUGAGGAGUCACACAUACACUGAGUCGAUGGGGUCGGCCAGAAUAAUGGCCAAACUCCUGGAUGGGAAAAAGAUAUCGAAAGAUAUCAAAGAUGAAUUGAAGAGUCAAAUACAAGACUGGGUAAACGAAGGACAUCGGGUACCAUCUCUUCAGUGUAUUAUCGUUGGUAAUGACCCAGCGAGUCACACCUACGUAAGAAACAAAGUGCUGGCGGCGAAAUACUGCGGAAUUAAUGCGGAAACUAUUAAAUUUGAAGAUACAAUCACUGAAGAGUUUCUCCUAAAUAAAAUCAAAGAGUUAAACGAAGAUGAUGAGGUUGAUGGAAUACUAAUCCAAUUGCCAGUGCCUGAUACUAUGGAUGAAAGGAAAAUUUGCAAUGCCGUAUCUCCCUUUAAGGAUGUUGAUGGUUUCCAUAUAGUCAAUGUUGGGCAACUUUGUUUGGACAUGAAAACAAUAGUUCCAGCAACAGCUCUUGGUGUUAUUGAAAUGAUUAAAAGAAGCGGCAUUGAAACUCACGGUCGCAGAGCAGUGGUUAUCGGUCGGUCUAAAAACGUAGGAAUGCCCAUAGCUAUUAUGCUGCAUACAGACAAAAAACACGAAAGCGGCCUAGGCAUGGACGCCACAGUGACAAUUUGCCACCGGUACACUCCUAAAGAAGAUCUUGAAUUCUACUGCCAAAACGCCGACAUUAUUGUUACUGCCACAGGUAUUCCAAGUCUUGUAAAAGCAAACAUGGUGAAACCUGGCGCUACCGUAAUUGACGUAGGCAUUACAAGGAUCACUGAUGCCGAGGGAAAAACUAAGUUAGUCGGAGAUGUUGACUAUGAUGAAGUGGUGAAAGUGGCAGGUGCCCUAACUCCGGUUCCCGGAGGCGUGGGGCCCAUGACUGUGGCCAUGUUGAUGCACAACACAUUGCAAGCAGCAAAGAAUUUAAGUGAACAAAGAAUCAAAAUCCAGUGAGUUUUUACCUACGAUCGCAUCUGCCAGAGUUUUCUUAUUUCGUACUACUUAAGUACAUUGAUUAACUUAAAAAUAGUAAAAUUUUUAUUCAUAAUAACACUGACUGUUGAAUUAAAAAAAAAUGUGCAAUAUUUUAAUUUUCGAAUACAAUAACUUUAGACAAGUAACAGGUCUCUUUUACAUGAUGCAGCGACAGUAGCGUCAAAAUGCGCGGAGAUAAAUAAUUAUGUUGUGUUGUAUAUAAACCAUUUAUAACACUGCGACAAUUUCAUAUACUCACAAUUACAAUUUUAUGUUCUCGCAAUGGCGGUGUUGUAUACUUGUUACGACGAUUUUGUACACUGGCCACGGCUAUUUCGUACACUCGCCAUGGCGAUUUUGUACACUAACUACGACGAUUUUGUACACUCGUUACAACUUUUUCGUAUAUUUGCCACAGCAUUGUGUAAAAGAGCCAUUACAGACAAUUUAAGUCAACGUAAUAUCACAGAGGCUUUAUAUUUCAGCACCUAGAUCCAUCGUUUCAAACCAUUUCUCUUAUAUUCAUCCAAAUCUAUUCAAAACUCCAACAAAAGAAACCUAACCAACUACUUUCAUAUUACAAAUAGUAAUAAAAUUGAAUAGACUAAAAUUAAUUUUAUGGAUUCCCGUAAAUUCGCGCUCGAAUUCAUUAGACUAUAGAAAUUAUAUUUUGGAAUAAUUUAAACCAUGUUUGGCGGGACCAAAUGGAAAGUUUUUUUUUUUAUACGAUUAAAGAUAAAAUAAUAGAAAAUAAGUCUAAUAACGUUUGUAUACGUUCUAAUUUUUUAAUGCUGUAUUUAUAUAUACGUAGUUAACUAUUUCGAUUUUUUUUUCUAUACAGUCCUUUAAUUUUUUUAUAAACCAGUGAACAUAAUUAAGACUGUUAUGAGGUACAAAUGUAACUGUAAAAGUAUGUACAUUAGUAAAUCUUAGGAUUUAGCAACAUGAGAUUGUAAAUGUAAGGUUUUAUAAAAAAAAAACAAAUUUAAUAAUUAAAAAAUAAUUUUUGGCUUUCACCUCACGUAACUUCCCUUUCUGACCACGAGUAUGAACACCACGCAGUAAAUAUGUUUAAAUAAUAUAUCUGUUUUUAUAAAAUCCCGAAUUAGUGUAAAUCUCAAAUUUUUGUAUUUACGUCAGAAACAUGGUAAAUAAUAAAAAAUAGAUAUAAAAAGUGUGUGAUGCUCGCACUCGUAGUCAGAACAAUACGUUAAGUUAGGUUUGCUUUGGUAAAGACUUCAAAAAAAUUUUUUUUUUUAUUUAAAAUUCUUGAAUUUUACCAACUUUUAGUUAAUUUAGUAAAUCCUAAGAUAUACCAAUGCACGAGCUUUUACAGUAACAUAAUUAUUGGAUGCAGGAUAAAAAUAUAGACGGUCGAUGUGAGAGCAUUUUCAUGUAUUAUAAUUGAACAAAAUUUAGGACUAAUGACAGUCUUCAAUAUAAUUAACACUAAAGCUAGAUUAAGCGGAUCUUCCACGCGGUAAAUCCACUAUCUACCUAAUUGAUAGCACUAUAUUUUUUUUUUUACAUUUGAAAAUGGAAUGAUAACCCCGCCUCAAUUACAGAGGCAGGUUUACCAUUCGUCCAAUCUGACGUUAGUCCUAAAGUUUAAGACAUUAACUAUCGCUGCCAAUUUUCCACCAAAUCGAUUUGUUAGUUUAGAGCGUUAAAAACAUGACAAGUCCCUUUUGCAUUUAUAAUAGUAAUUAGUAAUUACUAGGUUGUUAUAUUAUUAUUAUAAAUAAAUGUGCCUUUUAACUUUAAAUUAAAUACGUAAAACAAUUAUAAAAUUAAAACUUAAAAUGGAUCUAUUCCAUUUAUGGAUUUCUUUAGAUAUUUCGUUUAAGUUUAAAAACAUUUACAUGGGUUCCAUAAUAUUUUAUUUAUAUAUCAAAAUUUAUGAAAAUAUAUAAUGCAACGGACAUUGUUGUAUUUUCACAAAUUUUAGUUACUGGACUUGAAUUCAGUUAUGAGAAGUAUUAUUAUAAUAUAGUUAGUUAUAAAUCAAUAAAAUUUCAUAUAAUCAACUUAAUUAUUCAAUAUGGAAUGGCUGUGAUUGUCAAUACUUUGUUAUUUAUUUAUUUAAAAAAUCUUCAAACAAAGUAACGAGUUUAUAGCAGAAAAAUGUGAAUGGGUGUAACCUAUUUCAGAGAUUUUUCUUUUUUAUUGUUUUUACAAUUUUUUUUAUUAAUGAAAAUAAUGAAGUCGGGGUUACCAUACCGGUAACCACGACUUCAUUGGAGGGGUACUAUUGAGUGAGGAAUUAGCCACAAUGGUAUUCAGGAGAACCGAGUUGAAAUCGACCUGUUUUGCCACAUUACCAGUAAUAUAGGGUACUUUACUAGUAAUGAGACUUCAAGUCCGACUUCAACCUGAUUAUUAGCUAACCUUUACCCCCACGAAAUUGGGUUCCACCCAUAGAGAAUUGUUUUGAUAUAUUACUUCUUUACCUCAGCCACAUAUUUGCACAGACAUUUGUAAAUUGUAGCCUUAGAUCAUAUUACAUAUAGAUAAUAUCUCUCUAACGCUUUGCGAAAAAGAGUUUUUUUUUUUUUAUUUUAUAUUUAUGUAAAUAGGGGUUUCAAUUAUUUAUAUUAUUUAAUGUAUAAUAAUGAUCUAAGGUAACAAUUCUGUGUUAUACAAUUGUCUACAUUUUAAGUUAUACUUAUAUCCGAAUGUUAAUUAAAUUUAAGAAAAUAAGAAUAAUAAAAAUAUUUUAUUACUAA
This is a messenger RNA of Galleria mellonella (greater wax moth), 4025 nucleotides long. It is a transcript of the gene Nmdmc, whose product is annotated as bifunctional methylenetetrahydrofolate dehydrogenase/cyclohydrolase, mitochondrial. The coding region runs from base 268 to 1278 and encodes 336 amino acids. Gene Ontology annotation, cellular component: mitochondrion. The transcript is spliced from 6 exons. Gene Ontology annotation, biological process: tetrahydrofolate interconversion. NCBI's taxonomy places the organism in Eukaryota, Metazoa, Arthropoda, Insecta, Lepidoptera, Pyralidae. The record is from RefSeq and is a predicted model, not a curated record. Gene Ontology annotation, molecular function: methenyltetrahydrofolate cyclohydrolase activity; methylenetetrahydrofolate dehydrogenase (NAD+) activity; methylenetetrahydrofolate dehydrogenase (NADP+) activity.